AUGCAAAAGAUGUUCCUGGCCAAGAAGGAGACGGUGAUUGCAAUGUACCCUACUUAUAUUUCCACUUUCUUCUACUUUCUGUGCGUUACGGCUUGCAUUAGAAUAAUCUCUGGCCACGUGAAGAGGGAUGACAAGUUAUACCCCGAAAAUUUCACCCGGAUCCUGGAUCAAUUAUUGGAGGGCUAUGACAACAGACUGAGACCUGGAUUCGGGGGUCCGGUGACUGAGGUGAAGACCGAUAUCUAUGUCACCAGUUUUGGACCAGUGUCUGAUGUGGAAAUGGAGUACACAAUUGACGUGUUUUUCCGACAGAAGUGGGUGGACAGGAGACUUAGGUACGAGGGGCCGAUCGAGAUUCUUCGGCUAAACAACCUGAUGGUGACCAAAGUCUGGACCCCCGACACUUUCUUCAGAAAUGGCAAAAGAUCUGUCGCUCACAACAUUACCGCCCCAAACAAACUCUUCCGCAUCAUGAAGAAUGGCACAAUUCUUUACACGAUGAGGCUAACAAUCAGUGCAGAAUGUCCAAUGAAGCUUGUGAAUUUCCCGAUGGACGGUCAUUCCUGCCCACUCAAGUUUGGCAGCUAUGCUUAUCCUAAGACUGAGAUGAUCUACACAUGGACCAAAAACUCAGUGGAAGUUCCUCCUGAAUCAUCCAGUCUUGUACAGUAUGAUUUGAUUGGACAAACUGUCUCCAGUGAAAUGGUCAAAUCUAUAACAGGUGAAUACGUGGUGAUGACUGUCUACUUUCACUUGAAACGGAAAAUGGGCUACUUCAUGAUUCAGACAUACAUCCCCUGCAUCAUGACAGUAAUCCUCUCCCAAGUGUCCUUCUGGAUAAAUAAGGAAUCUGUGCCUGCCAGAACUGUCUUCGGCAUCACCACUGUCCUCACCAUGACCACUCUAAGCAUCAGUGCCCGUCACUCUCUGCCCAAGGUCUCUUACGCCACAGCCAUGGACUGGUUCAUUGCAGUCUGUUUUGCUUUUGUUUUCUCUGCUCUGAUUGAGUUUGCUGCUGUGAACUAUUUCACCAACGCCCAGGCAGAACGAGCAAAAAAGAAGGCAGCAAAGAAUGCAGCUGCAAAGAGCGCAUCAACAUCCGGCAAGAGCAAGGAGACUGAGGAGGUUCUACAGCAAAACUCGGACACUAACGGCAACCUCCGAAAACGUGUAAGCUCCACAACUCACUCUCAGCCAGACCCCAAGGGCAGCCAAAGAAACGAACCCUGCAGCAAGAGCUUCACAGCCACGUCUAGACAGCCUCCGACUAGCCAACUGUCCUCCAGCUCGGGCACCACCAGCAGCACGUCCAGCCAAACACGACUCAAUCCCAAAACCUGUACCCAGUCCAAUGCAUUAUCUGCAAAUUCCAAGACCACCCCUCCUGCUCCCCCCUCCACCCCAACCGUCACAGAAAACGUAUCAACCAACACGCCCACCGGCUCUCUUCACCAUCUCUUAGCUCCAAAGUUGGAGACUAUGCAGAAAGUGGAAGCCAAAACCUUAUCCAGUGCUCAGCCGGUAGCUUCUACAGCUGGAGGGGCCAGCAAGAUUGACAAGUAUGCACGCAUCCUUUUCCCAGUUUCCUUUGGGGCAUUUAACAUGGUCUACUGGGUGGUAUACUUAUCCAAAGAAACCAUGGAAGCACGAGGAAACAAUUAA
Molecule: messenger RNA, 1662 nt
Organism: Trichomycterus rosablanca
Lineage: Eukaryota; Metazoa; Chordata; Actinopteri; Siluriformes; Trichomycteridae
Gene: gabra4
Product: gamma-aminobutyric acid type A receptor subunit alpha4
Exons: 9
Coding region: 1-1662 (553 amino acids)
Biological process (GO): gamma-aminobutyric acid signaling pathway; nervous system process; regulation of postsynaptic membrane potential
Cellular component (GO): neuron projection; GABA-A receptor complex; dendrite membrane
Molecular function (GO): inhibitory extracellular ligand-gated monoatomic ion channel activity; benzodiazepine receptor activity; GABA-gated chloride ion channel activity
Source: RefSeq, a predicted model, not a curated record